UAAGUUAACUCCCAAUCCGCGGACGAACAGCACCCGUAGAAGCGCCUAUCUAUAAAUAAUUACAGCUUCUUCACCAUAAGUUCUUAUAGCCACCUGAAGCUGGAACUCCGGCUUGAUAUUUUGAGGCAAAUAUAAGAGCUUGUUAGCUGAACUUCUCACAAAAAAUGGGGCUCCUGAAGAAAAAGCAACCUCGGCCUGAAAGCGUCUACGCGACUGCUCCCUCUUCGUCAAGGCCCACCCCGCAAGUCGGAGGGGCAUACGGACAAUUCCCACAACCACCGUCAACGCAGCAAAUCAACUACCAAGCUUCCCCGUCCCCUGUGCCUGUCAUGAGUGCUACAGUUUAUACAGCGGUCGCUGCAGCGCCGGCGCCGAAUUUACAGACGAGGCCAGUUUCGACACAGCCCGCAGCAGCAGAUCCGUUCGCUCCUCGAUUCUACAACGUCUCGCAGAAGUCCAACUUGUACCAGCGCGUCGUGCUUGUUCACGGAGGUGCUGGACCUCAGAAUACUCAAUUUGAUGCUUCGAUCACCGUUCAUCAUCACCUCGCGGAGUUUCCACCGCUAACGUUUCCGGUCGCGGAUGGGUAUUUCAAGGCGCUUGUCCAUUUGUCUCCCGGAUCUAAUGAUCUGCGAUUUGUUUUUAAUCCACCACCUGGAAUGGGCUCUGGUCCUAGUUCUUCAAACCUACAGCUCAACUAUACGCCAUUGCUACAGAACGCGCCUCUUCAUCUAGCGAUUAUGGUUGCUCGAGACAGCGAAUUCAAAUUCGAUUCCCCACCGGCAAAAACCGAGAGUGAAGGAAAUGGACUGGAAGCGGCAUCGCGAAAGCUCAGAGUGGCGGGAUAUCUUAUGCAGGCCUUUACGGGCGAGCAGAUGUCACGAAACGGAAUGGGUCGCAGAACGUUCAGGCUUGAUGAAGAGUGGGCGCCUGAUACCCUCUCACGGUAUGACGGGAGAUCAAGAAUGACUGCGAAAAUUCAUGUGAUUCGGUCGGACAAAACGAUGAAGGAAAUCCGAGACGCAGAUGUUGCACAGCAAAACGACAAGGGCAAAGACACAGGAGGACUGUUUGAUUAUGCACUAAACGCUAUACGAAAGCACGGCGGUCCUUUUGCUCCAACGCCGACUGGGGAGGAUACGCACGUCGCUGUCUUGAUUUUGGACAGUAAAUGGGACCCAAAGAGAAAUCUGAUCAGAGGGCAUGCUGCAAUUGGUGGAGGGUCAGAACAUAUCAAGCUGGCUAUAUUCGGCAGUCACUCGACGUAUAGCUGGCCUUCACACAUUGAAGAUGUCGUUUCUUGUUUUUCCGAUACGACUCCCGCGGACACUCGAAUUAUUGCAGACGACUGUAACGAGUCCGGUCAAUACUUCAAGGCUGCCAAUGUUGGAAUAGGCGCCUUCAUGCAUGAAGUAGGACAUUUACUUGGUUGUCCGCAUCAGACGUCUGGAGUGAUGCUUCGAGAUUAUGUUCGGCUGAAUCGCACUUUUUGUGUCAGAGAGCCGAUAUCCGCUGAGCACCGAGUGAAUAUCUGCCUGCCUAAAGAUGAAUGCGGUUGGAAUCGACUUGAUAUGUUGAGAUUUAGAUGUCAUCCGAUGUUUAGACUCCCUGCUGAGCCAAUUAUCAUGAAAUCAAGACCGGCGAUUUUCCCGGUUGAGAACGGAGCAAUUGCUACAUCGGCGACAGGCAUAUACUUGAUUGAAUUGCAUUAUGACGGACUUUGCCGGGCGCACUUGGAGUACCCUGACGGUCCACAGAAAGAGGUAUUUCUUUUUGAGGAAGAACUACGGACAAUACUUCCUGAUAAGUACAAGAUGAAACAAUUCAGCCUGUUGGUACUCGGACUGGGUGAGCAGCAGAUCGAGAUUGGGGAUUUCAGUGCUCUAGUGCGAAGUUCGCGUACGGAUGUUGGCCGGGCCCCUAUGUUUGACAGCAUUCUUCCAGAAGCCGACGCGAUUCCAUCGACUGCAGCACCGGUGAGGGUACUGUUCAGGCAAAUCCGUCGGAUCAGAAUCUAUCACGGGCAGGCGGUUGACGGCCUCGAGUUCUUCUUCGAAAGCGGUUCGGCGAUGUUUGGAAACAGAGGCGGCUCGCCUUCCGAUUUUGUGUUUGAGCCUACCGAGCAGCUGAUUGGGUUUCAAGUUCGAUCAGGAGCCUGGGUUGACGCGGUCCAGAUUAUUACGAACUUAAGAAGAAGUGCCGUCUACGGAAACACGAAGGGGGGCUCCGCUACUGACAUAAUACCCCCACGUGGAUACGCGGUUGUGGGCGUACAUGGCUAUGUCAUGAGCUGGCUGACCCGCAUCGGUAUCAUUUAUGCCGGGACAGAGUAUCUUUCUAGCGGGUAUUGACGAAAUGAAUGCACGACAUGAUGCCAUGUGGGCUGAUAUAGAUAUAACAGAGAGAGAGUCAGCAUGAUGCAUGUUCGCCGAAGAGUAUCUCUGAAUACUAUUUUUAUCGCACGGAGCGAAAUUGGCACCGGGUACUCUGAGGAAAAUAGAAUUAAUCGUACUAAAAAUCGCCUAAGAUUCCC
Molecule: messenger RNA, 2533 nt
Organism: Myxozyma melibiosi
Lineage: Eukaryota; Fungi; Ascomycota; Lipomycetes; Lipomycetales; Lipomycetaceae
Product: putative peptidase family-domain-containing protein
Exons: 7
Coding region: 165-2351 (728 amino acids)
Cellular component (GO): cytoplasm
Source: RefSeq, a predicted model, not a curated record